GCACAAGUUAUACAGAGUUUGAUAUCGCAAACCAGACAUUGAUUGAGUUAGUUUUGCUGAUUUGUUUUCCCUUAAACAGCCACCUGAAUACUAUAGUACCUAGUAUGCUUAAUUAUUGUGAGAUCAUUUUAAUUUAUGCGACCAAGCACACGAUGCAUGGAUUUGAUGCUAAAAAGGAAAUGAAGUAUCAUCUUUUGUACCAAAAAAAAGUAUUUACAUAUACUUGCAGAUUACACAUAUUGUUUUGUUAAGAAGUACGAAAGUGAGAAAGUUUGCGUAAUGAAACUUGGGUUGUGUAAUUUUUCCGAAGUCUUAACGAGAUGAGGUAGGUGUCAACCACCCUUCCUUCUCUACCUUUUUGUUCAAAAAUUUAAGCUACUUAGUGAUUCUGGCGAUCUCAAUACCUGACCUGGUGCUACUCAUAUUCAUCUUUACUUCCUCCGGUCCAGAAUAAGCACUAUUUUACUUUUGGCACACCCAUUAAGGCAAUACGAAUUUCUAGAGAAAAAGAAGAUGUAUUCACUAAAUUAACCUUAGUUAAUUGUUACCUUGACACAAUUGAAUAUGUAAAUAAGGGCAAAUUUUAGAAAAAGAAAAUUAAUUCCUUCUUGAUUACAUAAAUAAAUACUUAUUUUGGACCGAAGUAAAAUGAUCACUUAUUAUGAACUGGAUGAUAUUAUAUUAGGAUGUGAAGUCAUGCAAACUUUGGAAUAAGCAACACCACCUGUUUGUAGUUGAAGGGGUAGGGCAGUGCCCUAUAAUAUUUUGGAUUGAGCUAUUUCCAAUUAGAAUACAUGAAAUUACACCUAGUGACCUUGAAAUUGAAUUAUUUAGAUUUUCUACCCUUGUUUGUUCCAUGGGCAAAUCUUUAAGGUCAAAGUCAAAAGUGUUGCUUAUGAGGCAAAUCGAGGGUAACACACUAACACUUGUCAAAUUUUCUUAUUUGUGCAAAUCACUCACAAUAAAAAAAGACCUAUUAGAAGUUGCAAUGAACGUUAGAUGAUUCAUUGCUUUUCCAGUAGAUAGUCAUUCCGGGUUCACAUAAGCGCGUUGAUAGAUAAAGACAAAGUUGAUUACUUGUUACACGUCUGAAAUUUUGAUGUAACAGAUGAAAGCGAAAUUUCUUGGAAUGACAAGAGAAAAGGAGUUGACCGAAGACCUCACUCUUUUUUAAGCGACUUAGGAGGGUGACUCCAACAAUUUAUUAAAAAAACAAAAAGAAGAUGAGUUAUAGAUCAGAGAUGUCUAUGGACACAACCACGGAAGAUGGGGAAUCCUUUAUUUCUAAUACAGAUGCAAUCAUCAACGGCACUUCUGAUAUUUCAGCGUUGGCUGAGAGCUUAAUCUCAGGUCCCAACAUCCCUAAUUCGUCUUGGACGAGUGCAGACGACGUCCAGCAGCAGAUUUCGACGGCUGGUGGUGGUGGUGCUGCUGCUGCUGAUGAUAUGAUGAUUGUAUCAUCAGGUGCAUCUUCCAUGUUAUCCAAUACUAAUAAGCAAAGUGAGAUUAUGAUAUUUAAUGUUGAUUUCAGGGCGGUUGCUGUUUGCAAUAACAGUGAUAAAAUUGAGGAGAAAGGAUCAGCUGAGAGCAGUAAGCGAUUGGAAUGUCGCUUUGGUUUAGGUUCGAAUAUUGGUGGGGCAGUGAAUGAGGAAACCAGCUUUAGGUUUGUCAAUAUAUAUACAUUGAUGGCUUGUGCCGAGGCAAUCCAACAGAACAACUUAAAUCUAGCUGAUGCACUCGUCAGCGACAUAAAAAGACUUGCGGUUCAACAAUCUGGAGCCGUGAAAAAGGUGGUGUAUUAUUUUGACGACACUUUGGAUCGAACUAUUAACGGAAUGAAUGCACCGUAUAUUGUUGAAUCCUCCUAUUGCACGGAUGAACUCUUGCAGAUGUACUUCUAUGAGACUAGCCCCUACCUCAAAUUCGCCCACUUCACUGCCAAUCAAGCCAUUCUUGAGGCCUUUGCCGAUUCAAAUAGAGUACAUGUAAUUGAUUUCAGUUUGAAUCAAGGUUCGCAAUGGCCGGUGCUAAUGCAGGCUCUCGCCUUGCGUCAUGGGGCUCCACCGGCUUUUAGGCUUACCGGAAUUGGACUACCACAACACUCCUUUUUGGAAGUCCGGUAUAUGCUAGUGCAGUUGGCUGAGAAAAUAGGUUUAGAAUUUGAAUUCCGUGGAUUCCUAGCCAAUUCUUUAACCGAUGUUGACGCUAUGAUUCUGAGUAUUAGAUCAAGUAAUGUGGAAGCAGUGGCUGUGAACUCUAUUUUCGAGCCUCACCAUGCGAUGUCCAGGCCAGGCGCAAUUGAGAAAUUGCUGAAUACAAUCAAAGAGAUGCAACCGAAGAUUGUGACGACCAUCAUCAAACAAGAAGCAACAAACUCAGAGUGGACUCAGUCCUACAGCCGAGACUCGGAGAUGGCGGAGCAGUACCCAGGGCGGCAGAUUCAUAAUGCGGUGACUUGCAAAGGGAGUGAUCGAAUUGAGAGGCACGACACUCUUAGUCAAUGGAGAGUGAAAAUGAACUCAGUUGGAUUCAACUCGGUACGCUUGAAUUCGAACACGUGCAACCAAGCAAGCAAGCUUUUGUCCUUGUUUCAUAAUAGGCAUGGAUGUGGAGUGGAAGAGAAUGAUGGGUUUCUUAUGUUGAGUCGGGAUAGUCAACCGCUCAUUGCCACCUCGGCUUGGCAGCUUACGCCUCCGACUCUAGGCUAGUGGGUCAACGGUUGAACUUAUGAAAUGUUUGGACAGUUUUUAGAGAAAAAACUUUCCUUUCUUCCAGAGGCAGUUUCUAUUUCUGUUUACCUCGAAAAAUAUGAGUAACAAUUAAAGAUAAUUUGUGAUUUUAAAGA
Nicotiana tabacum (common tobacco) is the source of this 2845-nucleotide messenger RNA. RefSeq names its product DELLA protein GAI-like. Lineage: Eukaryota; Viridiplantae; Streptophyta; Magnoliopsida; Solanales; Solanaceae. The record is from RefSeq and is a predicted model, not a curated record.